GGAACAUGGCGGCGGUGAUGAUGAGGAUUGUACAGGCUUCAUUCUCAGGGCGCUGCUGUUACUCUGUGGCCAAAUCAGUGAGUUAUACAGCGCACUUUAUAUCACUUCUGGAGCUGUAACACGCUUUUUUCAUGAACGACUGCUUGGAUUUGGAGGUUAGUUUGUGUGCUACUAGGCCUCUUCCAGAAAAAGUGAAGAUAGUGGAAGUCGGACCCAGAGAUGGACUGCAGAACGAGAAGACCAUCGUUCCAGCCGAGGUGAAGAUCCGUCUGAUCGACAUGCUCUCGGAGGCGGGACUUCCUGUCAUUGAGGCUACGAGUUUUGUCUCGCCUAAAUGGGUCCCACAGAUGGCUGAUCGGGAAGAAGUGAUGCAAGGCAUCAACAGGAAGCCUGGCGUGAAUUAUCCAGUGCUGACUCCUAACCUGAAGGGCUACAGAGCUGCUGUGACGGCUGGCGCGAAGGAGGUGGCGAUAUUCGGCGCCGCCUCGGAGCUCUUCAGUAAGAAGAACAUUAACUGCACGGUGGAGGAGAGUCUGCAGCGCUUCGAGGAAGUGACGUCGGCGGCCAAACAGGAAGGAGUACCUGUCCGAGGCUAUGUGUCAUGUGUCCUGGGAUGUCCUUACGAAGGCAAUGUCUCGCCGAUGAAGGUAGCCGAUGUCGCGAAGCGUCUGUACGCGAUGGGCUGUUACGAAAUCUCGCUGGGUGACACGAUCGGAGUGGGUACGCCGGGCGGCAUGUCCCAGAUGCUGGAGGCGGUGAUGAAGGAGGUGCCGGUCGACGCCCUGGCUGUUCACUGCCACGACACGUACGGACAGGCGCUCGCUAACAUCCUGGUCGCGCUGCAGAAUGGCGUUAGCGUCGUGGACUCGUCGGUGUCGGGAUUGGGUGGCUGCCCGUACGCUCAGGGGGCUUCUGGAAACGUGGCCACCGAGGACGUCGUGUACAUGCUGCACGGACUCGGCAUCCAUACGGGAGUAGACCUGCAGAAGCUGAUGGAUGCCGGAUCGUUCAUCUGCCGCUCUCUCAACAGACGAACCAGUUCCAAAGUUGCUCAAGCUUCGUGUAAACUGUGACCUCAGUUCAACUGUGUGUGUGUGUGUGUGUGUGUGUGUGUGUGUGUGUGUGUGUGUGUUUUUUAUCCGUCUGUUUGGAAUUUCAUACCUUUUGCCUAAUCUAAUAACGACCAUGCUACCCGAGUAUUGUUCAUUCUGAUCGUGUCGCUUUUAACUCCGGUCAUUCUGUCUCUCGUUCUUGCUCUCUCUCGCACUCUCACUCUUUCUCUCUCGUUCUCUCGCGCUCUCUCACAUUCUCUCUCGCUCUCUAGUUCUCGCUUUCUCUCUUGCUUUCUCAUUCUCUCUCUCGCGCUCUCUGUCUUUCUUGCUCUCUUUCUCUCUCGCGCUCUCUCUCUCUCUCUCUCUCAUUCGCUCUCUCUUUCAUUCACUCUCACUCUCUAGUUCUUGCUUUCUCGUUCUCUCGUUCUCUCUCGCUCUCUUUCUCGUUCUGUCUCUCUCCAUCUUGCUCUCGUUCUCUCUAGUUCUCGCUCUCUAGUUCUCGCUCUCUAGUUCUCGCUCUCUAGUUCUCGCUUUCUCUCUCUCGCUUUCUCUCUCGCGCUUUCUCUCUCGCGCUUUCUCUCUCACACUUUCUCUCUCGCGUGUUCUCUCUCGCUUUCUCUCGCUCUCUCUCUCUCUCUCUCUCUCUCUCUCUGUCUCUGAAUCUGCCAUUUCCUGAAACAAACAUAACGAGGCCCUGAUUAGCCCUGUAGAGCCUAAUGAACGGACGCACGAUAUCACGCGUGCUUUAACCUGCACCACACACUGUUUCCAGCUGAAACACACUUUCCAUUUGGUCCCAUAAUUGAAGGAAGCCGCAUGAAUCAGUGGCUUGUUUUCAGAAGAUAUUUGUACUGGAGGAUUUCUCAUGAAUAGGUCUUGUAAUUAUACACACGCACACACACACGGAAGCACGGAGAGAGACUGCUUCUCGUCUGGAUGCCUUGGAUUUGACAGCCUGCGUGCGUGUGUGCGUGCGCGCGCGUGCGUGCGUGUGUGUGUGGGUACAGUCUGGUAUAAAUAUACAGAAGCAAGUGUUUAAACUGUCUAGUGUACUUAUAAUCAGGGAAGCAGCUCCAGUUCUUCUUGAUGGCUCGAUAUUGUCGUUUUCAGCCCUUAAGGAACCUAAACAUCACGUGACGGCGUUAUUUCCCGAUAAACCGCCGACGUGAACAACGGUCGCUCGCCCACGGAUCUCUAUUUUCCGUAAGAAGCGUGAUUUGUCGUAACCGCUGAUCCACAGUCCGGUCCUGUUCCGAGCCCUAAUAUGGUCCGGCAGUCAUUUCAAGAGGUCUGCGGAGCCAAAAGUCACCGCUGGCUCUCACAUUAAUAUUACUCGGUAUUGCCAAGAUACAGCCAAAACGAAAACAAAUACACGACCUUAAGAAUUAUGAGUAUAUAAGAUGCGAUUGGCAUCAUCCGCUGAAAUCCAAGUGGCCAACGCACUGGGAAGGAAUAUUUUUACAACUGGAGAAAUGCCGUGUACCACGGCGCCGUUAGAUUCUCGAUUCUGAUUGGUCAGAAGGUGGUGAAUUUAAAAAAUUUUUAAAACAUUUGCCGUAACAGCAGAUUUACAUUUAAGGUUUAGAUUUUUCUUAAUUUAUCUAUAACGACGGGGCAAUUCACAAGUCACGUUAUUGAAUCCGUUUCACAUUUUUUGGGAGGAGUCUCCAGUGUCAGUCGUAGAUGAAGCUCCAGUUUCAAGUUUUUCGGACGUCUUCAGGACUGAGGAGUCUACGCUUUGCGUUGCCGGUGAGGUAGCGACCGUUUACUGCUGAUUAUAACGUGAGCGAGAACAGGAACUAACCUAACUAACAUUAAAUGUAACAAUAAAUGGAUAAAAAGUCAGACAUUUUCUUUUUUAUUAAUAAUUUUUUUUUUUUAAACUGCUUUGGGGGAUACGGGGGGGGGGGGCUAUGGGUUGUGUGUUGUUUUUUUUUUGUUUGUUUGUUUGUUUGUUUUUGUUUUUUUGCAGAGAACUACUUAAAUCGGCGUAAUCGCGAUAGAUUAAUCGACACCUGACCAAUCAGAAGCCGGAAUUUAACAGAAUAGGAAUCGCACCUCCCUGAUCAGUCCGUACAGGAUUUCAGAGGGGUUUAUUUAUUUAUUUUUUUUAAAAAAAACUUUUGGACAUGCCUUAUCCGACUAUUUUCGUCGACUGAUGCGACGACUAUUAAAUCAGGAAUGCACUAAAGAAUUUUAAGCCUCCGCGGCAUGAAGAAAGGCCCACACUAGGCUUUCUUCUUCUGUACAGGAAAACCUUCCUGUGGCUAACGGUCUCCCGAAGAGACGCAGCAGGACAGACUUCGCUCCGCUGGUUAAUUUAUUUUGCACAUGUUUUCGCGGUUCUCGCGGCCUGACGGAAGACAGACGCUUCACGCUGCCGGCGUCGCAUCGGGAGAACGUUUAUCACGGUCUACGCACGCCAAUCUCACUUCCUUUCCGCGCACGGACCUCCGGUGUAUAUUCGCACGAACCAUUUGAUUGUACGUGAAUUAUUUUUGGGGAUAACUUCACGCUUCGGUUAUGUACUUUAUCGGUUUAUUUACUGACUUGAUAAAUGCUGUAUUGAAAUAAACGGUGUUUGUGUAAUAUGUAAA
This is a messenger RNA of Ictalurus punctatus (channel catfish), 3649 nucleotides long. It is a transcript of the gene hmgcl, whose product is annotated as 3-hydroxy-3-methylglutaryl-CoA lyase. The record is from RefSeq and is a predicted model, not a curated record. The coding region runs from base 132 to 1073 and encodes 313 amino acids. The transcript has 8 exons. Gene Ontology annotation, molecular function: hydroxymethylglutaryl-CoA lyase activity. Lineage: Eukaryota; Metazoa; Chordata; Actinopteri; Siluriformes; Ictaluridae. Gene Ontology annotation, biological process: ketone body biosynthetic process; L-leucine catabolic process.